This is a messenger RNA of Botrytis deweyae, 483 nucleotides long. RefSeq lists its product as uncharacterized. The coding region runs from base 1 to 483 and encodes 160 amino acids. NCBI's taxonomy places the organism in Eukaryota, Fungi, Ascomycota, Leotiomycetes, Helotiales, Sclerotiniaceae. The transcript has 3 exons. The record is from RefSeq and is a predicted model, not a curated record.
AUGUCACAACUCGAGAACAACACUGUUUACAUGACCCUUAACAGCAGAGGUAUACCUGGAACAUUCCACUGGGGGUUGUUUAUUACAACAUCAUCAGCCCCAAGAGGGGUCUUCUAUCAUGCAAGCAACAAAACCGGCGGCUGGCAACCAGAGUUCAAACCAACCGCUUAUCUUUUCUCCUCCAUGUCACUCGUUCUCGUGUUCAAGAUAGGCCCUAUAUCCUCCUCGGAUAAAAUAGACGAAUUCUUGCGAGCUGUACCAGCAGACGGCUCAGCGUCUUUACGUACCGAUGAAGCUUUCACUUGUCGCAUUUGGAUGAAAGAUGCGCUUGUGGCGCUUCACGAAAAUCAUGUUGUAACCUUGCCUGUGGAUAUCGAUACACUUGAAGCAAAAGCCUUUGCUGCAGGAACCGCUCAUGAGCACAGAGUUGAACGAACCGCGGCCAAAGCGAUUGUUAUUGAUAGCGAGGGUAGACUUCUUUAG